Molecule: messenger RNA, 3947 nt
Organism: Coregonus sp. 'balchen'
Lineage: Eukaryota; Metazoa; Chordata; Actinopteri; Salmoniformes; Salmonidae
Source: the annotation of a GenBank genome assembly
CAUCCAUGGAUUCUGCAAUUGAAAAGCACUGUUCAGAGCUUGUAGCCCGUGAGCGAAGCGGUCAUACGGCUCUAAUUGAGAGAAAUGUCCUGUACGUGUGGGGAGGCUACGUGGUAAGCAAAAACUGUCAAACAGAUAGCCUACCUGGCUGCAACUGUCUUGACAAGCAUUGUCAAUGGAUAGUGUUUUCUUUAAUUUAUGUUUCUUAUUUCACCAACAUGCUAUUUGGAUCAUGACAAAAUAUUCAAGGUUUAUGCAAUAUGUUGAUUGAUGGCAAAGGACUACUCUAUGUUAUUUCCCACGGGGGGGCAGUAUGAAAAAUGUAUGCACUAACUAACUGUAAGUCGCUCUGGAUAAGAGCGUCUGCUAAAUGACUAAAAUGUAAAUGUAAAUGUAAAUUUGUUUUCUGCAGUCAAUUGCUGAUGAUGAAGUUUUCCUACCCAAUGAUGAAAUCUGGUUAUAUGACUUAGAAAGAGGUGUAUGGUAAGAAUAUGAAUGGAAUUUUAACAAAGGAACACAUUUCUAAGAUUAUGAAUGGAUAAGUUGAUAUCUUGUGAGAACUAAGCUUGAUUUAGAAUCUUCUGCUACAGUCUACCCAUCAAAAAACGACCAUGCAACAAUUCACUUCACUUUUGCACUGAAACAACCCACUGUGCAAAAACUGGUUGAAUCAUUUCCUUUCAACAACAAAAAUAUAAAUGUAAUGACAUUGAAUCAAUGUGGAAAACUGAUUUGGAUUUGCAAAAACUAAUUGAGAUGUAAACACUACAUUUCAUAAUUAUGAAGCUCUGCAUUAUAUCAGAGGUGUUAUUACAUGUUAUUUACAAUGUUGUUACACAGUUGCUAGAAGUUCAUUGAUACAAUGAAAUAUUGGUCAGUGGUUUGUGUUUAUAUCUGUACUCUGUAUGCUUUGUGUGCAUUUUGCGCCCUGCAACUUACAUUUCCCUGUUUUGUUUGUUUAUUCUCCAUUCUGAAGGGAAAUGUGCAAGAUGUCGGGAGAGGUCCCGCCCCCAAUGUCAGGCACCUGUGGCUGCUCUCUGAAUGGAGACAUGUACAUAUUUGGGGGAUGCGAUGACAACGGCCAGACCAACCAAGUAAACCCACUCAAUAGAAAAAAGCCCCCUAAUGUACAGUACAUUUGCAAGGAUGUGUGAAAAUCCUCAAUAUCUAACCAUGCCUUACAUUGUUUUGUUUACAUUUACAUGCUGAAAUGAUCUGUAAUCAGCUUUACUGUGUCAAUCUCCUGGAUGGAAAAUACACUUGGAGGAAAGUUAACCAUAAGAGUGGCUCCCCUCCCUCACCCAGAGAUAAGCUCUCUUGCUGGGUUUUCAAUGGCAGGCAAGCAUUCUUUUUACAAAACCAACGCCCAUGGCAGUACUGCCCUAAUUGGGUACGAUUUACACCUUUACUAUUGGUGGUGAUCUAAAAAUAGUGGGCUGGCCCAACUAAUAUCGUUCCUACACUUAUGGGGGUGCCUAGCUCCCCUGUAAUAUGAAACCCUUGUGAUUGGGAUAUGUUUUGGUCAUUCUGUAGGCUCAUCUACUUUGGUGGAUAUGGUCAUAAGGAACUUGAUGACAUCAAUAACAACAGAAGCUUCCUUAUGGAUGAGGCAUCAUGGGUAAUUUUUGCUUCUGGGUGCAAUUAUAUCCAAAGGUAUAAAUACAUUUUCUAGUACUAUUAACUUUUUACUUUAUUAUAUGGAUUAGUAAUAUUGUGCUCUGUAGGUGGAUGACAUCUAUUGGGGAUGGAACAAUGAAGUCCAUAUGUUUGACCCAACAUCGGCCAGUUGGAGUGAACCACAUACCAGUGUAAGACAAUACAUUGAAACAUGUUUAUUAUAUAUAUAUUUUUUUAAAUAAGGCCAUUCAUUGUGAUAUUGAAGACAUGAUAUCAUAUACAAUAAACUAAAUAAUGUGCUAUGACAUCACAUGAUUUUUGAGGAAUGGAACAUACAAGGCAAAUAUACUUUAUUUGUGGAUAUCUACUGUCUACAGGGUUGUGCACCUGAGCCCAGAGCUGCCCAUGCCAGUGCAACACUUGGCCACAAAGGAUAUGUAUGUGGGGGCAGAAUAAGGGUGAGAAAUUAUUCAUCUCAACUCCUCUCCAUGGUUGCAUUGAAGCACAAACCCAAAAAUCCUAAAGUGUAUUGCUAAUACAAUAUGUGGGAUUACGUCUUUUAUUGUGCAUACAAGUUUAAAUAUACAUACUUAACUCAAGUUUUUUUGCUUUGGUUUGAAAUAAGAUCUUCUGUUUUUCUUUUCACUUUUAGGAAACCAGGACAAGUGACAUUCAUUGUCUAGAUCUAGAAUCAUGGACAUGGUCCGAAAUGUAUGCAUUUACUGUUCACUCUUCCAAAUGCUCAACUUAAAAUGGUUACUGUCCUGUACUAUACUGUUAUCACAACACGCUUGACUUUAUUUUUUUUAACUGUUCUUUCAAAAUGGCUUUUCUAGAGUACCAGCAUCCAAUGUGCCAGUGGGAAGGUCGUGGCACACCCUCACUGCAAUAUCCGAUAGCAGUUUGUUUCUAUUUGGAGGACUGAGUUUAGACUGCAAACCAAUGAGUAAGUAAUUUACCCAUUCAGGUUCAAAAUCAUACCUCUGUACCUUAUGGUCCAUGGAAAUAUGCCAUUAUUUGCUUUUCAAAAAAAUGUAUGAUAUCUCCAGGCGAUGGCUGGGUAUUUGAUGUUGGGACGAAGAAAUGGAGAGAGUUUGAGCAUCCAUACAUGAACAAACCAAGGUAGUGCAUGUGCAAGUUGUUUGUGUCAUGUUUAAAUCUAGCUGAAUUACUAAACUGGUAUUGAAAAGCAUUACAUUUUCCAAUCUGAAGUCUGAGGAAUGUACGUAAAAUGGUAAAACUGUAAGCACAUUGUCUGACCCAUAGAGAUCCUAUAAUUCACGCUAUAUGUAAUUCUAUGAUCUGACCCUGUUUAUUUAUUUUCCACCCUCAGGUUGUGGCACACAGCAUGCCAAGGGAAGGACUCUGAUGUCAUUGUGUUUGGGGGUAGUUGCGACUACAUCCUCCUAGUAGACACAGUAAGUAUUAUGGCAACCACUUUAGAAUCAUUCUAAUUCUAUGGAAACCACACAAGGAACUUCCCAAAUCAUUCACAUUGGAUGAUUUUACCAUUUGUGACAGGAAGGAAAUUGCUUGGUAUUAUGUUAAUGCAUAUAUUAUAAAAAUUCAUAAGCAGAUAAUCAUUUAUGGUGAAUUAUGGAAGACAUGUAUCAUGAAUUAUGGAAGACAUGUUUACAAUGAGCUGUUAUGGUACUGUUUCGUUAUCACCUUUCUUUAGGGUCAUUGCAAUGAUGCACUUGUUUUCCAGAUCCAGCCCUACCCCCUCUUUCGGUAACUAAUCAAUUAUGAUAAUUCAAUGAGGGAGAAUCUGUCUCAGCUAGAAGACACUUUGACAUUUUGGAAAUCAUGUUGACUGAUAAAACAAAAAAAUAUUCUAUAUACAGAAUGGUCCCCAUACAAAUAGUUAAUUGAUUUUAUUAUUUUACCAUUACAUAGAUGCUAUGACACAGUGAAAGUUUAGUAUAGGAAGCUGCAACUACCAAAUGCAUGCAAUGACCUCUUAGCCUAUACAUUUACUGUCCUUUAAAAAGUUUAAAAAAUGUCUUACAGGAUAUGUGAGGAUUACAUAGCCAAGAAUGUGAAGAACUGCAAGAUGCUUGAAAAACAGCUUCCAUUUGUGCCCCCAAAACUACUGCCAUCUGUACAGAGGAGAAUGUCAUUUUUUCGGACAACUAGGAAAAUAUAGCAUUGUCAGAUGUAAAUAUUAAGGGAAAUGUUCAAUAGUAGACUACAGUAAACUGAUAACGCAGAGUUCAGACUAUGUUCCACAUAUUACUGUUGAUAAGGCCUUCAUAGUAUGUGGGGAGAUUUGUCUUGCAAAACAUUAUUGAUUUAUUGUAAAUGUUUUACAGUUUAUUUGACAGUGCAUU